Messenger RNA from Williopsis jadinii, 1788 nucleotides. RefSeq names its product eukaryotic translation initiation factor 3 subunit D. NCBI's taxonomy places the organism in Eukaryota, Fungi, Ascomycota, Saccharomycetes, Phaffomycetales, Wickerhamomycetaceae. Gene Ontology annotation, molecular function: translation initiation factor activity. Gene Ontology annotation, biological process: translational initiation. Gene Ontology annotation, cellular component: cytoplasm; eukaryotic translation initiation factor 3 complex. The record is from RefSeq and is a predicted model, not a curated record. The transcript has a single exon. Bases 134 to 1750 code for a protein of 538 amino acids.
ACACCUCAUACUGGUCACGUGACUCAUCUCCCCUACGCCAAAAGUGAAAAAUUUCUUCCAACGCUGAGAACGAUGAUGGGCCUUCGCUUCAACGCCGUUUCCAUCAACCUCUCCACGCUAAUCCAAGCUUAAGAUGUCCCUUCCAUUCGAUUUCUCCGGCAUCUCAUCCACGUGGGGCCCACAGUCCACGAUCCCUGAAUCGCUACGUUUCUCUGACAUCCCAUACGCUCCUUAUUCCAAGGCUGAUAAGUUGGGUAAAGCUGCUGACUGGCAACAACAGGAGUUCCAGCGUGAUCUUAAGGACAAGAAGCGUAACCAGAGAGACUACUUCCACGCCUACGGUGCCAGUGCUGCUUCGUCGUUCGCUGCUGAGGCACAGGACGAAGGUGAGGACUUUGAGAUUGUUGAUAACUCCAAGCAAGUGCAGAACAAGCAGGUUUCACAAACCACCGUGUUGAAGAGAGGUGGUGGCAGACAACAGCAACAGCAAGGCCAAUCAUUCCAGAAGAAGAACUUCACCAAGAGACAAUUCAACUCCCAGGGCUCCCAGCAACAAUCCUCUGGUUCUUCCAACGCCUCUGGCCAAGGCAACGGCUUCCAAGGCAACAGACGUUACUGGAGAAAUGAGAAGCCUGAAAGAGUCCGUGACAGCUCUGUCAAGGUUGAGGACUCGUGGGUGGUUGUUUCCGAUAUUGAGCUGAACAAGCUGAGCAAAGUGGCAUUUUCGGUGUCUCAGCCUCAAGAAUUGGGUACUUACGGUUCGUUGAACGCAUACAACAAGAAGUUUGAGAGAGGUGGAUUGCCGUUGCAAGCCAUUGAUAAGAACAUCUACAACCCAACUGCGUCUGAUGACCCAGUUAUUCAGAAACUGCAAUCUGACAACGUUGCACAGGUGUUCACCACGGACUCUGUGGUGUCACAGUUGAUGUGUGCCUCAAGAUCAGUUUACUCCUGGGACAUCAUCGUCACCAAGAAGAAUGGCCAGAUCUUCUUGGACAAGCGUGAGGGCUCCCAGAUCGACAACCUGACCGUUGAUGAGAACGCUGCUGAUGCUCCGUCAGAUACUGCCGAGGACACUGACAGUGCAAGCAAGUUGUCACUAGAGGCCAUGUUCCUCAACCAAAACCUUUUGGCCAACGUUGUUGCUGACGGCCAGCAGAUCUCCUUGGAGCAUCCUAACCCAUUCCAGAGCAACAGCGAUGAGCCAUUGCUGUCCAAGGGCUACUCGUACAAGAAGUGGGAGUUCACGACUGCUGAAGAGACCGAGGGUGAACGCCCAUUAUCCAUCGUUAUCAGAACAGAAUUCGAUACAAAGGACACUGCCUCAAACCAGCUCUUGAGUGUGAAGGCCAUCAAUGAAUACAAGAAGGGCCCAUUGGACUGGAAGACCAAGAUCAUGUCGCAGAGAGGUGCCAUCAUCGCUGCAGAGCUCAAGAACAACAACAACAAGUUCUCCAAAUGGACUCAGCAGGCCAUCCUUGCCGGUGUUGACACCAUCAAGCUGGGCUUCAUUUCAAGAGCAAACUUCAAGGACAACACUAGACACACCGUGCUUGGUGUCUCCUCGUUCAGACCACAGGACCUUGCCUUGCAAAUUGGACUGUCCACUGCCAACGGUUGGGGUAUUGUGAAGUCCUUCAUCGACAUCAUCAACGCUCAGCAAGAUGGUAAGUUUGUCAUCCUGAAGAACCCUAACGACCCAAAGAUCACCGUCUACAGAGUUCCUGAAAACUCGUUCAUCGAGGAAUGAUCUACUUGUUUUAAACUACUGGGCAAUUGAAUCAACAA